Schizosaccharomyces japonicus yFS275 is the source of this 2502-nucleotide messenger RNA. RefSeq names its product COP9/signalosome complex subunit 7a. The transcript has a single exon. The record is from RefSeq and is a predicted model, not a curated record. Bases 275 to 877 code for a protein of 200 amino acids. NCBI's taxonomy places the organism in Eukaryota, Fungi, Ascomycota, Schizosaccharomycetes, Schizosaccharomycetales, Schizosaccharomycetaceae.
GUCGUAAACUCGAGUAGUAAAAUGAAUGUUUACUACACAACCACUGACAGCGGACAGGUUGGUUACCAAGAUAACAAAACAGCAAAAAUGGCCUGGAAAGCGGGAAAAAAGCAAUAAUGCUUAAAGUAAGUGGCUAAAUUGGACGUUUUCUUUACUGAAAUGAGCCUUCCUGGAAAUUUGGUUAAGCGGAGUCACUGGGCCAAAUUAUGCUGGCGGUCGAGCAACCCCGAGUCAGUUGAACGACUCCGACUGUAUCGGUGCUGUUGUUGACACCAUGGAACAGGAGAUAGAACAGCAAAUUUCGGACCCAGAAAUAUUCAAUUUUGACGAUCUUUGGGUAAAAUGCCUUCAAGCUCUUCGUAAAAAAGUUUCCAUCAGUGAAGCGGCGUUAAGCCGGUUGAAGCUGUUCCGAGAGGGAAACAUGGGCCUUCUGCAUGAGACAAAAGGAAUUGGAGAAUUGGAACCCGGUUGUAUAGAGAAACUUCGUUUGUUAACACUGUUGGACAUUGCGAUCGCAAAGACUGGCAAUUAUUUAACGUAUGAAGACAUUUGUCAGCACCUGAAAUUAGAAAUUAAGGGUAAUGAGAACGACUUCCGUGUGUACACUGUCGAAAAAUACAUCCUUAAAGCCAUGGGAUUGGAUUUGCUAGAUGGCAAACUUGAUACUCCUAGUCAAAGAUUUUACGUCACGUUUGCAGCUGAACGGAGAAUGGACGAGGCAAGACUGCUGGAGAUGCAACGUACAUUAGACAGAUUUAUCGAAAAGUGUAUGAAUGUCUUGGACGAACAAGGGAUCGGUUCAAAGCGUGCAACUCCAGCCGAAGAUAUACCAGACCCAGCGGACAAACGUGUCCGUGCAAAUGAGAUGGACUCCUAAAAAGGGAGAAGAUUUACGGUUUGGAAAUUUCAUUUCCUUGUUCAUUCGACAUCUCUCUUAAUGAUAAAUGUAAGCCGUGUCCCCCAGUUUACUAAGCAUUAAGUCAAUUUCCUUCGGACCUUUUUUCAUAGUAACACAAAUCUCAUCAAAAUGAUGUUGUCCAUCAAGGAGUGAAGCGAGUUUGCUUUCUUCAGGCGUUAAUGCUGCCGUAUUAACUUGCUUACCAAGGAUAGGGUAUUUGUGAACACGGUACACGAAGCCCUUGAUGAUUCCAAACGAAAUGAGCCGCCGGACAUCGAGCCCAUGGAACUUUUCUCUGUUUUCACUCAUCCAAUCCUUCACCCGUACGCCAUGUCUUAAGGAGGUAUAUAAGGAGAAGAUUUGGGAAAACGUUGUGGAAGCUACUCGCGCACUAUUGCCUGAAACAACAUACGAAACGCACUCCUUUUGGAAGUUAGGAUCUUGCAUUAAGUUGGGAACGUUCGUUGUCAUUGCAUAGAUGUUGUGAAACUGAAAUAUAUCGGUGAUAAUCAGACAACCGUAAUACAUUAAAUGUUCCAUGCAGCGACAGCAGUUAUUAAAACUAACGUUAGCUAGUUCUGCAACACGCUGUACCGAAUUAAUUCCAUUAAUGAAAGGGUAAACCUGCUCUUGUUAGUAAACAGUGAAGCGGACAAACGAGAAGUGGAACUGGUAUAUACCUUUUGGAUUGUCAUAUCCCAGUUCUUGUCCAUAAGAGUAUCAAGUUGGACAGUGAGGAUGGGAACGUGAAAGCCCUUUACAGUCGGGGGAGAGGGAAAAACAGGAAAGAGUUUAAUGUUGAUAGAAUUUUGUGGAUCUAAUUGAAUCAUGCAUUCGCUGAAAUUGUUUAAAUCUUCCAGCAAUUGUUCCAUCACACUCAUGAUAAUUGGCCGCUUGGAAAGGUCGGACACAUACUGAUUUUGUUGUUCGAGCACCUUAAGAUUGCGAGACAGGCGUUUCACAAUAGGAAUAUAGCUGCUUACGUUCUCGUCUUCAUGGAAAAUCAUGCACAUAUUGAAAAUAAGAGCAUUUCGCUCGUAAUGAUUACCGACUAAGGACACCGGGUGCCCAAUGAUGCGGUAGCCCCCCGUAGCUACUGUUAUCGUUUUGUUGCAGAUUUCGGGCUUGGGAAUCACAUACUCGGAAAUUGAAUCAAAGGGAACUAGCAGCUCUUUUCCUUCGCUGCCAUCAGAUUCCGUAACAGAGCCGGGGGGAGACUCAAUAGCUACCCAUGGACCCUGUAAAGGAUCAAACAGGCUGAAGAAAAUGGCGAGUAGUCUCGGAGGAAAACUAUCCGUCUGGUCCAUCCAAAAUGCCUCACUGUUGUCCAUUUUCAUAGUAUCCAAGAGGCUUUAACAAGGUGCAAACUGAAAAUCACAAAAAAGUGGAUUAUGUAACUCAAAACAGAAACAAAGUAUGCAAUCUCAAAAAAAAAACCUGGUUUUUGAUUUAAUAACGAGGACUUUUUUGAGUAAUGCACGGGAACAUUAGACAAGGAGUAUGUCUGAAAAGUGCUUAUCUCACGAAGAACAGCAAACGCACCAAAAACACGGUUCUUAGCGUCGAUAAAGUGUAAAAUAAUGAAUUUCUUUUUUCUAGAUGUC